CUCAGCCCUAAUUCUUUUUCCCAAGGUCUCAAACAUCACCGCGCUCUUUCUCACUCUCGCCCAAACAUCACCCUCUUUCUGAGCUCCGGAACCUCACCGUUCCCGUCGUUCUAAACAUUCUGAUAACCGAAUCUUCUUCUCACCACUCUUUCAUUUUCAGCUUUUGCUCCUCGAACGGGAACCUACCGAGGUAUUUGGGCAAUGGCGUGCAGGCCUACUUCUCCUAUCGAGUAAUCAUCAAGACACGCAGCAGCAGGGUCUCUAGUUUUAAAUCGGUUUCUUUUUCCAUUACUAGGAAUCGCUUCCCAUCUCUGACUUCAAGACCUGGACGCUUUCAAGUUUCCUAUUCGUUUAAAACAUCCAUUAGUUAAAAAGGCUGCUCAUCUUCAAGUUAGCAGUGAAGAAUUUGGAAUUAAUUUUGGCAAUCCAAAGCCAAGAGCUUGAUAUUACCAGGUCAUUAAGAUGAAGAGAACAAGACAAGGAGGCCGACCUCGUACCAUGUCUCAACUCUUGGAAGAAACUUCAUCACGUUCUGGAAGCACAGGUCGCAGCGCAAACGAAUCAGCACAGCUAACUCCUACAGCACCAGCAGUGGAAGAGCAAGUCAAUACGCCAACAAGUAAAGCCACACGAGGACAGAGCAAAGGCAUUCCAGAAUGGAAUACAGGUGUCAAAGUACAUGUUCAAUUUAAUGGAAUCAAUUUCCAGCCGGUGGGAGAAAGGGCAGGUCAGCUUAAGUCACAAUUGGGUCAGAUAGUUCGAAAUGGCCAUAGAGUUCCACUAAAUAUUCUUGACUGGAAGAAAGUUGGUAAUGAUGUGAAGGAAGAAAUUUGGGAAGAGGUUAAGAAAAACUUGGUGGAAGUCCCUGAAGGUUAUAAAUCAGUAUGCUUGGAAAAUUGUAAUUUGCUUUGGAAGGACCAUAAGAGCAAAACAAAAUCGUUUCACUAUGUGCCCAAUAAGGACGAUCCUGAACUUAGUUCUAAAAAUCCUCCACAUAUUGUUGCAGAGCAAUGGUCUGAGCUUGUUGCAUAUUGGAGUAGUGAGGAUGCAAAGGUGAUAGCAGAAAGAAAUUCAGUGAACCGAGAGCUGCGUGGCCCAUGUCACAAGACCGGUAGAAAGCAUUUUGCCCAAGUGCGAUAUGAGAUGGAAAAAGCUGGAGAACCAGUUGAUAAGUUUAGUGUCUGGAAGAGAACACGUGACUUAAAUGAUCACCUUGUGCAAGAGUUCAUUAAAUCAUAUGAGGAGAAACUUAGAAAGGAGUCAGAGGAGGAUCAGAACUUGACUAGUGUUAAAGAUCGAAUUUUCCACUCUUUGAUGGGAGAUGAUGGUCAUGGGUAUUGUCGUACUUUUGGAGCUGGUGUGCCUCGUAAUCUAGUAUAUCCAAAGGAAUCAAAUAUAUCUCAAAGCACAGAUGAUCUCGUACAAAAAAUCACUGAACAAGUGCGUCAAGAGUUUCAACUGCAGCUUCAGCAACUACAUGCUCGAAUUGAUUUUCUGCAGAAUAAGGACAGUAGCACAGAGUCUCCUAAACAGGUUGCUGAUGCAACUAGCGGGCAUGAAAAUUUGAGGGAGUCUAUAGGAGAUGAAAUAACUCCGAAUGCAAAUAGUGACCAGCCAUUGUUGGAGCAGAAUUCUCCAGUAACAUCCCCUUCACAAAAUGGAUCUGAAAGGGUUCUCAUGGCAAAAAGAGCAAAGCAAAUGAAAGCAAGUGCAAAGCUCACAAAAUGACAAAGUAAAAUGAUGCACUUGUGAUUGUUGUUUUAUUUUAAGAGUGCUUAUUAUAAUGUUCAAUACUUACAAAUGACAUUAUUUUCUCUUUAGUAUUUGUAUUUGUAUUUGAAUAUGCUACAAUGAGUCAAUGGAUAUGUUUAAGUAUAUUAUUCAUGAAUUAAUGUUAAUUUCUUAUUUGAUUUAAUAGAUCCAAAUAUUUAA
Rosa rugosa (rugosa rose) is the source of this 1932-nucleotide messenger RNA. RefSeq lists its product as uncharacterized. Lineage: Eukaryota; Viridiplantae; Streptophyta; Magnoliopsida; Rosales; Rosaceae. The record is from RefSeq and is a predicted model, not a curated record. Bases 463 to 1728 code for a protein of 421 amino acids. The transcript is spliced from 12 exons.